Molecule: messenger RNA, 5632 nt
Organism: Amphiprion ocellaris (clown anemonefish)
Lineage: Eukaryota; Metazoa; Chordata; Actinopteri; Pomacentridae
Gene: gucy2f
Product: guanylate cyclase 2F, retinal
Exons: 19
Coding region: 634-3948 (1104 amino acids)
Biological process (GO): protein phosphorylation; receptor guanylyl cyclase signaling pathway; cGMP biosynthetic process
Molecular function (GO): ATP binding; peptide receptor activity; protein kinase activity
Source: RefSeq, a predicted model, not a curated record
GCCUCUCUGAAACUGGAUUAGUGAGUAACACCUACGUUUUGGCCGCGGGUCACUUUGGAGGGAUUUCACUGAAUGGGCCUGAAGCUGCCACUGGCCUCAUACAGGCCUAAUGAUAAUACACUAAAGACUUUCCCCUUUGUUAAAAAAAACACCUUUGGAAGAAGAUUGCUCAUUUUCAGAGGAUUCUUUUCAUGAUCGCCAUCUGAAAUAUGUGACAUCCUAAAACUAACAGAGAGGUGUUUAAUUCUGUGAUAUGUCGCCUGUGAAGGGAGCUGUUUGUGGAAACGCACAGGAGCCUUCAGAGACACUGACUGCGGGACGUAAGUAGCUCUCCAGGGUGCUGAAGUUGUCUCCAAACGACAGGACGCAGGAGCCUGAGCUCUCCCUGACACUGACAGCCCAUAAUCCCAACACCAUGACCGGGCUGUGCCUUCAGCAGAGCCACAGCAGAGGGGAUAGGUAAGGUUUUAGGGGGAUGGUUAGUUGACGACUGAAAAGCAGACACCUGUGAGACUGUCUAAUCGGACCCUGGAGCUGUCCUGAUGGCAUUAAAGAAGCGGUUUCAGUGCUCUAAUUGACAGUUAAUUCACAGUGAACGCAGAGAUUCACUACCUUGGACACCCUGGAAGGACAAUGCAACAUUUUCCUCCUAAUUUCAGAGGGGCGCUAUUUGAGUCCAACCAUCAAUGUGCACCUAUAAUUAAAAGCAGACCAAGUUUACCUUCACUGCCCUUUUAUAACCUCCUGUUAUGGGCUCUCCUGGGAGUGUUGACGCUCCCUUGCUGUGUGCGCUGUUUGAUAUUCAAAGUGGGGGUCUUGGGCCCCUGGAACUGCGACCCGGUCUACUACAGGGCCCUUCCUGCCACUGCGGCCAGGCUGGCGGUGGGUAGGAUAAACGGAGACCUGAGUCUGGAUCUGGGUCUGAAAAUGGACUUCAUCAUCCUCCAGGAGCCCUGCGAGACCUCCAAAGCGCUCACUGCGUAUAUUUACUACGAGAAGCUGGCGGAUGCGUUCGUCGGGCCCACUAACCCGGGAUACUGUAUUGCAGCGUCUCUGCUGGCCAAGACCUGGGACAAGGCCCUCUUCUCCUACGGAUGUGUUACCUACGAGCUGGACCGAGUCGCAGCCUAUCCAACGUUUUCCACGACGGUGCCGUUUCCCACUGAUGUGCUAUUCAUCGUGUUGAAGCACUUCAGGUGGGCCAGCGUCGCUGUGGUCUCAUCCAAUGAAGAUAUCUGGAUGGACGCUGCAGGGAGAGUGGCUACUGCUCUGAGGAGUAAAGGGCUUCCAGUUGGACUCGUUACUUCUAUGGGGAUCAAUGAGACGGAGGUGGAGAACACGAUGAGGAGGAUCCAGAACGCAGGAGAAGUCAAAGUCAUCAUUAUGUGUAUGCACUCCAUCCUGGUCGGAGGUGAGCAGCAGGCUACUUUUCUCCUCAAGGCGCAGGAGAUGGGUGUGACUUCAGGGAAGUAUGUGUUUGUGCCCUACGACACCCUCCACUACAGCCUGCCCUACAACAACGUCUCCUACCUUGCCUUGCAAAACAACAGCCGGCUGAGGGAGGCCUACGAUGCUGUGCUCACCAUCACUGUGGCCUCAGAGCCUCUGUCCUUCAACGAGGCGUUCGCUGCAGCCAAGAGGAGCGAGGAAGUGACGCUGCCGCUGCAGGCGGAGCAGGUCCACCCCCUGUUUGGGACCAUCUAUAACAGCAUAUACCUGCUGGCUAAGUCCAUCCACAACGCCAGGAAAGCAGGAAUGCGGCUGUCAGGAUCAAACCUGGCCUACUUCACAAAGAACACAACUUUCUCCGGUUUCAACCAGAAGGUCAGGGUGGACACCAGUGGGGAAAUUAAGACCAACUACAUCGUCCUGGACUCUGUCAACUGGGGGAAUCAGCUGUACCAGACCUAUCUGGUGGAUCUAACAUCAGGGAAGCUCCGUUUUGCAGGAAGAUCCAUUCAUUUUCCAGGAGGAUCCCCUCCUCCGUCUGAUUCCAGCUGCUGGUUUGACAAGACUGCCAUGUGCACGGGAGGAGUGGAGGUCACCUACAUUAUAGUAGUGUUAGCUGUCAUCCUUGCUCUGGCUGUAGGAGGCAUCGCUGUAAGUCUUUACAUCAGGAGGAGGCUCCAACAAAUCCAGCUGGUCAAAGGUCCCAAUCGGAUCCUCUUGAACUUAGAGGAUCUCACUUUUAUCAAUCCUCAACUUAGUAAAAAGAAAAUUACUUUAGAGGAUCUGAGUGAGUCUAAGAGCGCUCUGGAAGACAAAUCUGUCGACCGUUCACACUCUGUGAACAGCAUGCAGACGGCAACUCAUGAGACGACCAAUGUUGCUGUGUAUGAGGGCGACUGGGUUUGGCUGAAGAAAUUUGAGGAGGGGCACUUCCAGGAGGUGAAACAAAGCACCACCAAGAUUUUCACGAAGAUGAAAGACCUGAGAAACGAGAAUGUAAACCCUUUCCUGGGCUUCUUUUUGGACUGCUCCAUGUUCGCGGUGGUGACGGAGCACUGCUCACGGGGUAGUCUGGAGGACCUGCUGAGGAAUGAGGAUGUAAAGUUAGACUGGAUGUUUAAAUCCUCACUUGUGCUGGAUCUCAUCAAGGGUAUGAAAUAUCUUCACCACAGAGACUUCCCCCACGGCAGACUAAAAUCCCGAAACUGUGUGGUGGAUGGCCGCUUUGUCCUUAAGAUUACAGAUUAUGGCUUCAAUGAGCUGCUGGAGUCGCAGAAAGCUCCUCUAGAAGAACCUCCACCUGAAGAUCUAUUUUGGACUGCUCCAGAGUUCUUAAGGGACCUUGCAAUUUCUCGUAAAGGGACAUACAAGGGAGACGUGUACAGUUUUUCUAUAAUCCUCCAAGAGGUGGUGGUGAGAGGACCACCGUACUGCAUGCUGGGUCUGCCACCUGAAGAGAUCAUCCGUAAGGUGAAGAAGCCUCCUCCAAUGUGCCGCCCCACUGUGGCCCCGGAUCAGGCUCCACUUGAGUGUAUCCAACUGAUGAAGCAGUGCUGGAGCGAACUGCCCGACCGCAGGCCGGACUUUGAUGAGAUCUUUGACCGGUUCAAGAUGAUCAACAAGGGGAAGAAGACCAACAUCAUUGACUCCAUGCUGAGGAUGUUGGAGCAGUACAGCUCCAACCUGGAGGAUCUCAUCAGAGAGAGAACAGAGGAGCUGGAGGUGGAAAAGCAGAGAACAGAGAAGCUGCUCUCUGAGAUGCUGCCACCUUCUGUGGCUGAAGCCCUGAAGACUGGUGCCACUGUGGAGCCAGAGUACUUCGACCAAGUCACAAUCUACUUCAGUGACAUCGUGGGUUUCACCACCAUCUCCUCCCUCAGUGAUCCCAUCGAGGUGGUUGACCUUCUCAAUGACCUCUACUCACUGUUUGAUGCCGUGCUCAGUAACCACGAUGUCUACAAGGUGGAGACCAUUGGUGAUGCUUACAUGGUAGCAUCAGGUCUGCCUAAGAGAAAUGGCAACAAGCACGCUGCUGAGAUCGCCAACAUGUCACUGAACAUCCUGAGCUCAGUGGGAACCUUCCAUAUGCGACACAUGCCAGACGUGCCCGUCAGGAUACGAAUAGGAAUCCACUCAGGGCCCUGUGUUGCUGGGGUGGUGGGUCUGACCAUGCCUCGGUACUGCCUUUUUGGAGACACUGUCAACACUGCCUCUCGUAUGGAAUCGACUGGGCUGCCUUAUAGAAUCCAUGUAAAUAUGAGCACUGUGAAGAUCCUCCAUUCUCUUAAUGAGGGUUAUAAAAUAGAUGUAAGAGGCAAGACAGAGCUGAAGGGUAAAGGUAUUGAAGAAACAUACUGGCUUGUGGGGAAAACCAACUUUACAAAGCCUUUGCCAAAACCACCAGAGAUUCGACCAGGGGACAACUGGCAAGAGAUGGUGACAGAGGAGAUCAAGACUCUUUUCCGCAAGGCCAACAGGCCGGUGGACAAAAAGAUCUGAAUGAGAUCGAGAGACAGAAAUAAAGGAAGAAAGCAAAACUAGAGGAGAGUAAGGAACGUCAGGAAGAUGACACAUCCAGAGAAAGAGAGAAACUAAGAGCUGGGAUGGACAGGCAGAGGACAGCGAGCGCCAGCCAGCCUCUCACUGUGGCUUAAUGCAGACUUCUUUAAGAGGAUUGUCCAUCGACUGGCUAAUCUGCCUGCAGCCAGCGCAGCAGAACACAAUGGUGCUAAUGUAAUGAGAGUUGUCACAUUACCUGCCUACGUACCUGCUGCCAGAAUCACAGGGAAAGGUGCACCCGCUCCUUAAUGAAGGAUGCACUCAUUCUCUCCUCUCUGCACUCACUGGCCACUGCGUGGUCACCUAUUACAGGGCAAACCAGAGGUUCACCCAUGGAAAGAUUGAACGCCCCAAACGCCUAUUUCAAAGUGAAAUGUUAUUUUUCUGGUGAUGAUGUCUGUAUUUAGUUUGUCAUAGAAGCUCAUGCUAGGGUUAUAGAGCCGAGGCUGUUACUUAGCUCUGGCUGGAUAUUACUGUAUAUGUUAUUAGCCACCCAAAGUUGGAGGCAAAGGCUGCUAUUGUAUAUAAUUAACAAAAAGAGAAAAAGACAAUCUUGCCACUUUAAUUCUACUGUCUUAGGGCAGAAGAUCAAACACAUUUGCAUCCACUACCUUUUUUUUAAUGCUGUCACACAAAUGUUAGUUUACUCUAAUUAAAAAAUGGUAACCUUGGAAAGCACUGAAUGAGCAAAAGUAGCAAAGGAAACAUGUUACCGUUCCCAAAGUGCUCAAUGAUGUUAUUCCAGCACUUAAAAUUUUGAUUUAAGUUAACUGAACUGAACUGGUUGUUUCUGAUACAUCUUCAAAUGAGGUGACACUAAUGCUGUACAUGUUUACUAUCAAUAACAAUAACUAAUGCAAAAUUACGUGUGAUGUGAAAAAAAAUCAUUUAUGAUUAAUGUUUACAAAUUUUAGCAUUUCAGCAUUUUAACUUUAAAUCUAAAAAUCUUAAAACCUUUCUCUAAUGUGUCGGCAUGAGGACAAAAUCUGUGUUUGUACCUGUUCACUUUGCAGUUUUUCUUAGAAUAUAAGCAUAACCAAAUUUCCUAGAAAAGUUUUUGUAUGAAUCCAUAAACUUUCAUUGUGUCUUUCACAGCUGGUUUAGCUAAAAGCUGAUGCACUAUAUUGAUAUCAAAACUAUUGUUCCCUCACAGGAGUAUGAAGUGUGGGAGCUGUGCACCAGCUUAACAGCACCAUCUUCUGUUUAAAUUAAGGUAUUUGCUAAGAGGCGUUGAGCCAAUUUUUGCUUAAGAUGAUAGACAGGUAUAAGGAAAUGCCUGUAAAAACCAACUAAAGGAAAUAAUGCAAAUAGAAAUAAUUUUUUAAAAAAUAUAUUAUUUGGUAGAAGUGAAGUAAGAUUUAACAUUGAAAAUAUUUUGCUGAACAAUGAAACAACUUUUAGAUUCAUUAUUGUCAUUAUUUUUUUUAAAUAAUCUCUUAUGUCCCCUCAUAUUAAUGCGGAGAGGUGAAGCUUCAUUUGUGCUUGUUGUAUAAAACAACUUCAGAGUCAGUCAGAAACAUGUACAUUUUCUAAGUGAUAUGUUGUCAUUUGUCUUGUAUUUAAUUACUGCAGUGCAAAGUUCAAGGUCUGUGUAAAUACAACAAUAUAAAGUAACUAAGCUGUU